Megalops cyprinoides (Indo-Pacific tarpon) is the source of this 3147-nucleotide messenger RNA. RefSeq names its product TOX high mobility group box family member 4 b (gene tox4b). Gene Ontology annotation, biological process: regulation of transcription by RNA polymerase II. Gene Ontology annotation, molecular function: chromatin DNA binding. The record is from RefSeq and is a predicted model, not a curated record. Gene Ontology annotation, cellular component: nucleus. NCBI's taxonomy places the organism in Eukaryota, Metazoa, Chordata, Actinopteri, Elopiformes, Megalopidae.
GAUCCGUUGUGCGGGGCUCGACUAGUCAGCCUGAAGCGGGUUCUGCAGACGAGCGGCUGGAAAAUAAGGAAAAGUGAAACGCAGGGCUAAACUUCUUUCUUUUGUUCCAGUGAACAGUUUUAGUUAUCGCUACAGGAAAGUGCACAUUAAUAAAACAUUUUAGAGGGAUAUUUUCAGGACGAACCAGCGUAAAUUUGUGUCGUUCACGUUUCCUUUUGGGGCCAUCUGCCUGGCUGGCUCGCACGGAGGUGUCUGGUAGCUAAGCUAGCUAACUGACAUUUUAGUUCUAACAGUCCCAUUGUAUUUUACAUUACUGAUGACAUCGCUCAGAGGUCAUUUCUGAAUAGUGAGCUAGUUAAGUCAUCUUACUUGUUCAUUCAGACAUAUGUGCUCAUACAGAGCUGUUCAAAUUAUGAACAAGCAUGUUUGCUUGCUGGCUACGUGUUUGGCGUGCAGGGGGUUGCUAACUCGCUAGUUUGGGAAUGUGCCUGUACGGGUAGAUCGGUUAUGAAUGGCCUUCGGGUAUCUGAAGGAAUACAUAGACAUGUGUUUACGGUGUCGAUAAUGAUUGCCAGUGAAGUGGAUAUAAAGUAGGAUACGGUUGGCUAGGUUAGAUGGCUAUGUUGUGUAUGUAAUACUAGCUGAUUAGCAGCCACCAUUUCGCUCUUCACUCUGUAAGCAAGAAGUACGAGACUGUGACACUAGUUAUCAAUACUUGGCUAUCUUAGGGAGGCACAAGCGAACUACAACCGUAUUUAGCGAGCUACCUAAACACAAAUCGUUGGCCAUAAACUAGCUGGCUAGCGAGCAUAAGACUGCGUGACAGAUAGCCAGGUAGCUCUGACAAAGCUGGGGCUGCUACUGGCAUUCUGGUUACCACCUGGAAUGAACUCGGAGUCCUGUGUCAGAAAUGGACCUGCAUUUUUACUCGGAGCUGUCCGACAGUACCGGACAGCACGGCGACCCGGAGUUCCUGGACCCUCAGCCGUUCAAUGGAUACGACUCGGUCAACAAGUUCCCCGGGGGAAGUGAGAACUACCUGACUAUCCCUGGGUCCAGCCAUCCCUUCCUGUCAUCCUCCGAGACGUUCCACACCCCCAGCCUGGGCGAUGAGGAGUUCGAAAUCCCGCCCAUCUCCCUGGACCCAGACUCCGCCCUCACCGUGUCGGACGUUGUGUCGCAUUUCGGGGAGCUGGGUGACGGAGGUCCCUCUGGGGGUGUCCCUGAGAGCGCGGUGGUGGGGGGGAACGACCCCUCCUUCGCCUCCCCCUUCGCCAGCACCCCGUCCCAGAGCCUGGAGCACCUGAGCCUGGGGGUGAUGAGCCAGUCGGGAGGGGGUGCUCUGCUGAGCUCCACGCUGGGCAUGGAUCUUGGUCACCCCAUUGGCUCUCAGUUCAGUAGCUCCUCCCCCAUGACCAUAGACGUCCCUCUGAGUGACAUGAAUCACAGCCUGCUGGGCCACAACCAGCUGACCACAAUCGACCAGUCAGAACUCAGCGAUCAGUUAGGGCUCAGCCUGGGAGGAGGGACCAUCCUGCCCCGCCCACAGUCUCCUGACCAUCCCCUGUCAGCCACACCUUCUCCGGGCGGGUCCCUACAGGAUGAAGACAUGGAUGACUUCAGACAGAAGAGCGUUCUGGUGGAGUCACCAGUCUCCCUGUCAGUGUCGCCGGCAGUCAUCUCGCUAAGCCCCUCCCUCUCUGACUCCGCCCCCGCGUCCUCCAGCACUCCUGUUGGGCAGGUGCGGAAGGGCGGGGGGGGGAAGAAGGGGAAGAAGAAGAAGGACCCUAACGAGCCGCAGAAGCCAGUCUCCGCCUACGCCCUGUUCUUCAGAGACACACAGGCCGCCAUCAAGGGCCAGAACCCCAGCGCCACCUUCGGGGAGGUGUCCAAGAUCGUAGCGUCCAUGUGGGACAGCCUGGGCGAGGAGCAGAAGCAGGUGUACAAGAGGAAGACUGAGGCAGCGAAGAAGGAGUAUCUGAAAGCGCUGGCAGCGUAUAAAGCCAAUCAGCUUUCUCAGCCCACAGUGGAGGUGAUGGACACAUCUCCCUCGCCACCCCCCCCAGCCCCUCCCCCCACCCCCCCGCGCCCCGCCCGAAUUCCCCACCAUGCUCCUGACCAGAACACCAUCACCAACAUCUGCACCUCCAAUAUCAUCCUGGACCUGCCGCAGGUGACCACACGCUCACGCACGGGGGCGCACAAGGCCCCCGUGGCCCCGCCCGCCCCUGCCCCCGCCCCCGCACCCAACCCCCCCACUGUCACUAAGAUCAUCAUCUCUAAGCAGAUGCUGGCGGGGGGGGCGCAGCUGCAGCAGAUCCCCACCUCUGUGGUGACGGUGAUUCCCGCCACGCGCGGCCUGCAGGCCACCGCCCCUGCCGCCCGCCAGCCCCCGCCCCUGCAGCAGAUGCAGAACACCCCCCCGCCCCCCCGCCUCCAGCAGAUGGUGCACUCCCCCGCCCCUCCCCCGCUCCAGGCCAAACCCCGUGGCGGGGGCGGGGCUGGCCCGGCUGUGUCCGUCACCACAGCUCCACCCCCUCCACUGCAAAUCAAGAUCGUCCCCGCACCCUUGGAGGCGGAGCUGGCCGCGCCAAUUAUUGUGACAUCACCAGCCGACGCGUCCGUCUCCGCUACCCCGUCAGAGGAGGUGCCCCAGCCUGCUGCCAUAGUUACGGCCUGCUCCCCCUCCACCGCCGAGGACGUGGCCGAGACCGAAGAGUUCCCCCCCGGAGAGAUGGAGGUGGAGCUGAAUGUGUCCCCAGGCCCUGAGGAGGCGGCCCCCCCCGGCCCCCCCGGCCCCCCCAGUCGCUGUAUCCGAGCCGGCUGCACCAACCCCCCUGUGGAGAGCAAGGACUGGGACAGAGAGUACUGCAGCAAUGAGUGUGUGGCCACCCACUGCAGGGAUGUCUUCAUGGCCUGGUGCUCAAUCCGUGCCCAGAACUCCGCCACUGUCACAUGAAGGGGGAGGAGAAGAGAGAGCCACUACAUCCCCACAUUUUAAAGCCUGAGCAGUUAGGAAUAUUGCCGAUGAUGGGAUCUCCUGGCCCGUUAUUGAUAUUAUUUUUAAAGGGAUCCUCUGGAUUAUUAUUGAUCAUAGGAAAUCUCCUUCAGAGUGUUUUGAGCUGUGGACUUUUGGAAUGUGAGAGG